Messenger RNA from Oryza brachyantha (malo sina), 783 nucleotides. RefSeq lists its product as uncharacterized. NCBI's taxonomy places the organism in Eukaryota, Viridiplantae, Streptophyta, Magnoliopsida, Poales, Poaceae. The record is from RefSeq and is a predicted model, not a curated record. The coding region runs from base 64 to 357 and encodes 97 amino acids. The transcript has 2 exons.
UCAUCUUGUGUUCUUCCAGAUUUUUUUUUUCCCGACCAAAAACCCUACUAUUCCCUAAUCCAGAUGGGGCUCUUCUCGUGGUGGAAGGGGCAGCGGAGCGGCGGCUCGCCGGAGCCGGCGAAGGGAGCGGGUGUAUUGGUGGCCGAGGUAGCCGCGGAGGGCACUCAGGGGGCGGUGGAGGUGCGGCGGCGGCGGCAGGCGGACGCGACCGUCUUCGAGUUCGGGUCGGCGGCGGAGUCCGGCGCCGCCGUGACGCUCGCGGGGUACUGCCCCGUGUCCGAUGACCUCGAGCCCUGCCGCUGGGAGCUCGUGCCGGCCGCCGGCGAGGGCGCGCCGCAGUUCCGCAUCGUCUUCUAAGAGGGCUACUAGGAGAGGGAGAGGGCGUCCACGUACUCCGGCACCUGUCAUCUCGACAUGAUGACAUCUUGGGAUGUACCAGGUUUUAUAGGGCUAGGGCCACGAGUUGACGGCAACCUUGGAUGUUUACCAAACUGGAACCUGAACCUCUAUCAAACAAUGGUUGAAUACUCGAUUGUAAAGAACAUGAAUACCUACCUCGCAGUUUGAGUCAUAACUUGUAAAAACCAGUAUUCCUGGUUCGGCUUGAUGUUCAAGGAUAGCUUUAAGAAUCAACAUGUGCAUCUGAGAUUAGAAAAAUGUUUGCUGCUUUAUAUUGAUACCAAUUUUAGCCUGCUGUCAAUUGUUGUGGUUUGUAUGUGUGGAAGCACUACUCAAUAAAUAAUCCUCGGUGUGCUAAUUUGAUGAAGCACUUUAUUCUUUAUG